GAUUCUAAUGAUGUAACACAUGGAAAGUUCCGGAGUGCUCUAAGGUCGGACGGAAGCUUCUUAAUCCGUGCUCUUAAAUUACUCUGUUGCUUAGUUUAUAGCAGAGACACGAAAUUAAUUGAAUAAAAAUGCCGAGAGGAAGCAGAAGCCGGACGUCAAGGGUCGCCCCUCCAGCCAGCCGGGCCCCUCCUCCACCUCCUCCCAUGGCACGGGCUGCACCUCCUCCUGCCCAUGCUCCUGUUCCUAUGCAGGCACCUCCUUCGGCCCUUGGGGCUCCAGCAGCUCCCAGGCAGCCUGGUAUGUUUGCCCAGAUGGCAACUACAGCCGCUGGGGUGGCAGUAGGUUCAGCAGUGGGCCAUACCAUUGGUCAUGCCAUGACAGGAGGAUUCGGCGGAGGACACUCAGAACCAGCAAGGCCUGACGUCACAUACCAGGAGCCCUACCAGGCACAACCAUACCAGGCUCAGCCUAUGUACCAGCAGCCACAGUCCAUGUACCAACAAGAGCCUCAGCAGCAGCAGCAGGCCUGCUCAUAUGAGCUCAAACAGUUCAUUGAGUGUGCCCAGACUCAAAGCGACCUCAAGCUCUGUGAAGGCUUCAGUGAGGUGCUCAAACAGUGCAAGUUUGCAAAUGGUCUAUCAUGAUACAGCUGACUGCAGAUAUCAUCCUACUAAAUAAUAAAAACAGAAUACCAAAUGAAUGCUUUUUAGUCAGACAUUGUUAUAUUAUAUUUAUAGACAUCAGUCAUUUCACAUAUAGAUACUGUUGGCUUUUGUUAUAUAUAUAUAUAUAUAUAUAUAUAUAUAUAUAUAUAUAUAUUAAAUUAAGUACUUAAAUACUACUUUUUUUUUUUUUUUUUUAGUAUUGUUAUAAUGUUCCUCCACAUACAUUUACUAUUACAGGGCAAAUGGCAUUUGUGCUAUAGUUUGCAAAAAUCACUGUUUCCUAUUGACUUCAUUUGCAAUUACAAUAAUAAAGCUCAACUAAUCAGAAUAAAUGUGUCCAAGUUUA
Molecule: messenger RNA, 1011 nt
Organism: Boleophthalmus pectinirostris (great blue-spotted mudskipper)
Lineage: Eukaryota; Metazoa; Chordata; Actinopteri; Gobiiformes; Gobiidae
Gene: chchd2
Product: coiled-coil-helix-coiled-coil-helix domain containing 2
Exons: 4
Coding region: 129-644 (171 amino acids)
Biological process (GO): mitochondrion organization; positive regulation of transcription by RNA polymerase II
Cellular component (GO): nucleus; mitochondrion
Molecular function (GO): sequence-specific DNA binding
Source: RefSeq, a predicted model, not a curated record